AUGUACUUCGAUUACAAAUCAAAGACCUUUCAGUCGAUCGGGGACUACGGGGCUAUGUACAAAUCUUUGUUAGGCUCAUUGAUCGGAGAUGUCCCCCAGUACUACGAGUCAUGGGACGAUGUGCCUGAGUCUCUGAGGGACAAUAUCUUGGAGGAAAUACAGCGCUGGUUUGCGAUGGACCAGUACUUAGAGCUUGAUGAGGACGACCCCACCCGGAAGGCAGCAAAACAGGCUUUCCGUGCUGAUGCAGCUAGCAUAUAUAGGCAGAGAAAGUCAAAAUUCAAAUCUCAGCAUUUUACAGCACGGGGGGUGUAGGCGCAGCAGAUACCCUGCAGACAGCACCGCCAGCUGGUAUGGACCCGGAAGAGUGGGGAAAACUAUUGCGUUUCUAUACGAGGGAUGACCGGGUCAAGCGGGCCGAGACAAACAAGACAAACCGGUCCAAACAGGCGGUGGGGACUCAGGGUCGGCGAUCUAUUUCUCUUGCCCACGAUCGGGCGUUGGUACGUUUGGUUUUAACAAAAGUAUACAAUUCUUGUGUUUUUUUUAUGCUAAUUAUUUGACUUGU
Molecule: messenger RNA, 568 nt
Organism: Erigeron canadensis
Lineage: Eukaryota; Viridiplantae; Streptophyta; Magnoliopsida; Asterales; Asteraceae
Exons: 2
Coding region: 1-315 (104 amino acids)
Source: RefSeq, a predicted model, not a curated record